AUGCCGGUCGGCCCCCGGUCCAUUCGUUGGAGCUUCUUGCAGCCUUUUGAUCUUUGGGUCAGCGAUCGCCUCUAUGGCCUGUCCCGGCUACAAGGCGGAAUGACGGGCGGGGCCCAUGGGCCUCAACGGUUGCGCACUGCUUUCGGCAUCAAGAUGAGAUCGAACGAGAAGCCAGGCUUGCAUCUUCCGUUCGAACACCCACAACUUGAGCGAGUGAGGAUGUUUGUGAAGUCGGCUGCUGCCAAACGCAAAUGCCACGAACGCCUGAUAUUGAAUUUCGACCAAGUGGUGCUCCUGGGAGAUUCGGAUGCGGGAAAGUCCUCCCUGGUCUUGCGCUAUACCCAUGACAGAUUUGAUGCCGGGAUUCUUCCCACGGUAGCCAUGGACUACAAUGUAAAGAAGGUCCGAGUGCACGACCAGAUGUUGAAGUUGAAGUUGUGGGAUACAGCCGGGCAGAGUCGCUUUCAGAGUUUGAUUCCCAUGUACAUUGCGGAGGCGGACGUGUUGCUCAUUGUGUAUGACAUCACCAAGACAGAGUCCUUCGCUUGCGCCAGGCGUUGGGUGGAGAGCAUCCAGAAUGGCCUGGGUCCUUCGGGCGCGCUACUGGCGUUGGUGGCCAACAAGGCAGACCAGCGCCCCCGCGCGGUGCCGGCGGACGAGGUGCAACAAUUCUGCAAGGAAAGGAAGAUGAUCUUCGCCGAGACCAGCGCAAAGACAGGUGAAAAUGUCUCGGCGCUCUUUGCCGAAAUUUCGGAGCAACUUCCAGGACGCCCCAAAGUGUUGCCUCAGAGGCUGGGAAUGAGCUUGGAUUCGGAUGAAGAAGAGCCGCAGAUGGCUCAUCCUCCACGACCCAGACGCUUCUGUUUCUUCCCAAACUGGCCUUGA
This is a messenger RNA of Cladocopium goreaui, 885 nucleotides long. NCBI's taxonomy places the organism in Eukaryota, Dinophyceae, Suessiales, Symbiodiniaceae. The record is from the annotation of a GenBank genome assembly.